UCUCUUACAUCUUCACAACACCAAAAAAAAUUAAAAAAAUUUUAAAAAAAAAUCAUAUGGGGAGGUACAAAUUUAAAUUAUAUCUAUAAUAAAUAUAAACAAUUAUGGCUAUAAUAAAUGUAUACAAUUAAACAUAGAGAGACAAAUAUAUUUAAAAAGUGUAUUAGUAAUUGCUCUAGGAGCAUAAAUAGAGUUACUAAAGCAAAGUAGAAAGAAAAUCUCUAUUAAAUAAAAAGAAUUAAUUAUAUAAUAACACAUUAUAAUUAUAAACUACAUUAAUGCAACUAUAUGAUUUUUGUUAAAAAAAAGGAAAAAAAAAAUAUUUUUUGGUAUUUACAAUUAUAAUGUUAUUUGAUAAGAUUUUGUAUAUUUUAAGAUUAAUUUUCCUUUCCCAAUGAUCGUGAGAAAUUAUUAAGAGUGCUUAUGAAAGAUAAUUAAUUGCAGGCGGUCGUAUCUAGUCUUGGGGACAACAACGUGAUGGUCAUACUGGACAAUCACAUAAGUAAGCCCGCCUGGUGCUGCAGCAGCUCUGAUGGCAAUGGAUUCUUCGGCGACCGGUACUUCAACCCUGAUCAAUGGAUGCAGGGCCUAUCUCGGAUUGCCACCAUGUUCAAUGGCGUCGAGAAUGUAGUUGGCAUGAGUCUCAGAAACGAGCUCAGAGGCCCCAAACAGAACGUCAAUGACUGGUACAAGUACAUGCAGAAAGGGGCUGAAGCAGUGCAUUCAGCCAACCAAAAUGUCUUGGUCAUCCUCUCGGGCUUGAGGUUUGACACAGACUUGUCAUUCCUCAAAAACCAGCCAACGAGCCUUACCUUCACCCAAAAACUGGUUUUUGAGAUGCACUGGUAUAGUUUCACAGAUGGAGAGGCGUGGGAAGGUGGGAACUCAAACCAGGUUUGUGGGAAUGUAGUGAACAGGGUAAUGAGAUCAACUGGAUUUUUGUUGCAGCAAGGGUAUCCGCUGUUUGUGAGCGAGUUUGGGUUGGAUCAGAGAGGUAACAAUGUAAAAGACAACAGGUACUUGAAUUGCUUCAUGGGAGUGGCAGCUGAACUUGACCUGGACUGGGCGUAUUGGCCAUUAGUUGGGAGUUAUUACCUUAGAGAAGGGGUUAUUGGGUUUAAUGAGUAUUAUGGGAUCUUGAAUUGGAAUUGGGUUGGAAUCAGGAAUUCAACUCUCCUAAAGAAAAUCUCAGUCCUACAAUCUCCUUUCCAAGGGCCAGGUCUAACAGAAUCUAAGCUGCAUAAAGUGAUUUUUCAUCCGGCAACAGGCCUCUGCAUCCAAAGGAAAUCGCUGCUUGAGCCUUUGCGCUUGGGUGACUGUUCAGAAUCUGAAGCCUGGAGUUACACAACACAGAAGAGUUUAGUGAUAAAGGGGACAUAUUUCUGCAUACAAGCUGAUGAAUUGGAGAAGCCUGCAAAACUUGGGGUUAUCUGCAGUGAUUCCAAUUCACUAUGGGAAAUGAUAUCUGAUUCAAAGAUGCACCUAUCGUCUAAGCUUAGCAACGGUACAUCAGUUUGCCUGGAUGUGGACUCCAGCAACACAGUUGUUAUAAACACAUGCAAAUGCUUAAGCGAAGAUAACAUGUGUGACCCUGCAAGCCAGUGGUUCAAACUAGUUGACAGCACAAGGAGUUCAAGUGGGACAAAACCUUUCCUUUCAUAUUUUACCAUACAUGAUGGCUUAGGGAGCCUAGUGGAAUGGAUAUGAGGGCAGCCACUUAUGCAAAUUGGCCAAUGUCAGAGCUGAACCAGCAUGUCUACAACUAGACACUCCAGACACUAUAUUUAGAUCUUCUCUGGGGAAAAAGUAUUGUAAUUGAUUAACUCGUACCUCAAUUCAGGUGCUAUCCUGUUGAAGCUUAGGAAUUCUUUCUUUUCCCACCAGGGUAACUGCCUAGGCAUUGUAUGCAAAUGCAAUUAUCAUUCUCUAUAUCAAAUAUCCUGGACAGCACAAGAAUUCAAUAAUUCAUGUAAAUAAAAUUUUAUAAUUUUA
This is a messenger RNA of Rubroshorea leprosula, 1992 nucleotides long. Lineage: Eukaryota; Viridiplantae; Streptophyta; Magnoliopsida; Malvales; Dipterocarpaceae. The record is from the annotation of a GenBank genome assembly.